Messenger RNA from Emys orbicularis (European pond turtle), 2661 nucleotides. It is a transcript of the gene SLC9A5, whose product is annotated as solute carrier family 9 member A5. Gene Ontology annotation, biological process: regulation of intracellular pH; potassium ion transmembrane transport; sodium ion import across plasma membrane. Gene Ontology annotation, molecular function: sodium:proton antiporter activity; potassium:proton antiporter activity. The record is from RefSeq and is a predicted model, not a curated record. NCBI's taxonomy places the organism in Eukaryota, Metazoa, Chordata, Testudines, Emydidae. Gene Ontology annotation, cellular component: plasma membrane. Bases 1 to 2661 code for a protein of 886 amino acids. The transcript is spliced from 16 exons.
AUGCAGCCCCCCACGGGCCCCGCGCUGGCCUCUGCCCCCGAGAGCCCGCCGGGGGCGGCCCCGGGCUCGCCGCUGCUUCGCUGGCAGUGGCGGGAGGUGCAGGCGCCCUGCCUGGUGGCGGGCUGGAUCCUGGUGGCGAGUCUGGCCAAGAUCGUGUUCCAGCUGUCCAGGAAGGUGACGUCCGUGGUCCCCGAGAGUUGCCUCCUCAUCCUGCUGGGGCUGGGCCUCGGGGGCAUUGUUCUGGCCAUCGCUAAGAGAGCGGAGUACCAGCUGGAGCCCAGCAUGUUCUUCCUCUUCCUCCUGCCCCCCAUCGUCCUGGACUCGGGCUAUUUCAUGCCUAGCCGGCUGUUCUUUGACAACCUCGGGGCAAUCCUGACCUACGCGGUGAUUGGCACGCUGUGGAAUUCCUUCGCCACCGGAGCCGCCCUCUGGGGCGUGAAGCAAGCGGGGCUGAUGGACGCGGGCGUGGACGCUGGCCUGAUGGACUUCCUGCUCUUCGGCAGCCUCAUCUCGGCCGUGGACCCUGUGGCGGUGCUGGCCAUCUUCGAGGAAGUCCACAUCAACGAGACCCUCUUCAUCAUCGUGUUCGGGGAGUCCCUGCUGAACGACGCCGUCACCGUGGUGCUGUACAAAGUCUUUAACUCCUUUGUGGAGAUGGGCCCCGCGCAUGUCCAGGCCACAGACUACCUGAAGGGUGUCGCUUCCUUCUUCGUGGUGAGCCUCGGGGGGGCGGCCGUGGGGCUGCUCUUCGCCUUCCUGCUGGCGCUGAUCACCAGGUUCACCAAGCGCGUGCGCAUCAUCGAGCCGCUCUUCGUCUUCCUGCUGGCGUACAUGGCGUACCUCGCCGCCGAGAUGGUCUCGCUCUCCUCCAUCCUCGCGGUCACCUUCUGUGGGAUCUGCUGUAAGAAAUACGUGGAAGCCAACAUCUCCCGGAAAUCCCGCACCACUGUCAAGUACACCAUGAAAACGCUGGCCAGCAGCUCCGAGACCGUCAUCUUCAUGUUUCUGGGCAUCUCCGCCGUGGACACCUCCAAGUGGGCGUGGGACACGGCACUGGUGCUGGGCACCUUGCUCUUCAUCCUGCUCUUCCGGGCCGUGGGUGUCAUCCUCCAGACCUGGGUGCUCAACCGCUUCCGCCUCACGCCGCUGGACCGCAUCGACCAGGUGGUGAUGUCGUACGGGGGCCUGCGGGGGGCCGUCGCCUUUGCCCUGGUCAUCCUGCUGGACGGAGCCAAGGUGCGAGCCAAGGACUACUUCGUGGCAACGACCAUCGUGGUGGUCUUCUUCACCGUCCUCGUGCAGGGUCUGACCAUCAAGCCGCUGGUGAAGUGGCUGAAGGUAAAGCGGAGCGACCAUCACAAGCCGACGCUGAACGAGGAACUGCACGAGCACGCCUUUGACCACAUUCUGGCAGCGGUGGAGGAUGUGGUCGGUCACCAUGGUUACCGUUACUGGCGAGACAGAUGGGAGCAGUUCGACAAGAGGUACCUGAGCCAGCUCCUGAUGCGGAAAUCGGCCUAUCGGCUCAAAGACGAAAUCUGGGACGUUUACUGCAAGCUGAAUAUCCGCGAUGCCAUCAGCUUUGUGGAUCAGGGUGGUCACGUGCUCUCCGCCUCCAGGCUCACGCUGCCCUCCAUGCCCAGCAGGACCUCCAUGUCGGAGUCGUCGGUCACAAACCUCCUGAGGGAAAGCGGCAGCGGCGCAUGUCUGGAUCUGCAGGUCAUCGACACCGUGAGGAGCAGGAGGGAUAAGGAAGAUGCCGUGAUGCACCAUGUGUUAUGCGGGAGCCUCUACAAACCACGCAGGAGGUACAAGGCCAGCUACAGCCGCCACUUCAUCUCCCCGAGUACCCAAGAGCGGCAGGACAAGGAGAUAUUCCAGCAGAACAUGAAGAGGCGGCUGGAAACCUUCAAGUCCACGAAGCACAACGUCUGCUCCGCCAAGAGCAAGGCCAGGCUGAAGAAAGAUGGCAGGAAAAAGCAGAAGAAGAGUGCCGCAAAUGCCGAGCUGCCCAACGGAAAGCCACCCAGAAGCGUUACCUGGCAGCAGACGGCAGCUGCCGUUCUAGUGGCGGUCGACUCCGACGACGAGGAGAGUGACAGCUCUGAGACAGAGAAGGAGGAGGAUGAGGGGAUCGUCUUCAUCGCUCGAGCGACGGACGCGAUCCUGCAGGGCAAGAAGGCGUCCGGCAGCCUGGACGUCUGCCCGAGCCCCCGCAUCAUCCCCCCCUCCCCCACCUCGGCGGAGAGGGAGCUGCCCUGGAAGGGUGACCGGGGCGACCUCGCUGUUUACAUCUCCUCAGAAACCACCAAAAUUGUGCCAGUCGACAUGCAGGCCGCGUGGAAGCAAAGCAUUUCCUCGCUGGAGAGCGUCGCCUCCCCCCCCGGGGCUGAGCCAGGCCCGCAUGCCAAGACGGUGGCUGGCCCGGCGCCGGAGGAGAGACAGAUGAUGCCAGAGCCACGCACCUGCUUUCAGUUCCCCAAUCCUCUCUUGAGGAGCAGCAGGCCUCAGAGCGCCGGCAGCCCGGAAAGGACGGAGCAGCCGGAGCUGCAGCCUUUGAUGGCUCCGGACGAGCCUGGCAGGAUGAGUACGUCUGCCGGACCUAGCAACAGCAGGUGGCUAAUUCAGUUCAACAGACCCGCCAGAUUUUCAGAUGGAUAG